UAUUUAAAUAGCUUUUCAAUAUAAAAUAAUGGACAGAUAUUGUUCUCACAGAGAUUUCGUAACAAAAAUAGACAGACUAUCAAUCAGCCUGUCAGUUGUUACGCAAUUAAAGAAAUGCAGUUUGCACUUUUAGUUCACCUUACUCCCCCAUCCCCAACAGUAAUAAACUCGUCCUGACGUCGACGUGACGUAGACGGCUCCGUCUGCCGACUGCCUCUGCCACAGCUGACAGACGACAGUGAGAGUGACUACGACUAGUGAGCUAGUGACAGACAGCCCGGAUAAGGUUAUGUUAUGUUGAUGGUAAACUAACACCAAAAACUGACGUUUUGGCGUUCGUCCGUUACUCGUUUGUUACGGUGUUAAAGUGUUAUACAAUUUGUAUUCUUAUUCUUGUAUUUGUUAAAAUGAAAAGAAGCUAUCAAAGUGGGGCAAAGGAAAGGCAAGACAAGAAGAAAAGAGAAGAGGAUGCUUCAAAGUGUUCUUCCACCCUAUCUGCUUGGUUAUGUCCUACUACUAGUACUACUACAACUAAAAGUACUAAUGUCACAUCUACAUCUAGUACUGAAACUAGACCAAUAAUUGCCUCAGUCCCAGGAAAUGAGAUUGAAGAGGAAGUUACAGCUCAAGAUAACGCUGAAGAAAGUAUUGAUGAAGAAGUAACAUGCCUAGGGCUAGGGCAUCAACAAGAAAAUUGUGCCAAACCUCCAACAAGUCCUACGUCAAGCAGUGAACUGAUCGGCGUAAAUGAUCAAGUGGAAUGUAGCCGGACGAAUAAAAUUAAUGAAACUUGUUUAAACACCGGAGAACCCCAUUUUCCAGACCAGAUCAUCGAUCCAGAGGUGAAAAAACGAAUUAUUGAAUUAGGACUAGGACCCUAUCAACCAGUUGGCCCAUUUCCAUAUGAUGGAAAACAAGGUAGGUCCUUUUCAGACAAUUAUUUUACCCUGAAGUCAAAGUCUGGGCUCAAACUGAAAAGAACUUGGUUGUGCUAUUCGUCCAAAUUGGAUUGUGUUUAUUGCCAACCUUGCUGGUUGUUUCCCCAGAAAGGACCUGUAAGAGGAUGGGAUUCAGGAUUAAGGGACUGGAAACAUUUGUCUGAUCGCAUAAAGACACAUGAGAAUUCACAGCACCAUGCUGAUUCCUGCUUGGUUUAUGAGCAAUGGCGACGUCAUGGCUCAAUAGACGAUGCACUAGAAAAAGGUUUGAAGGAGGAGCGGAAUUUUUGGAGGAAAGUUUUGAAGAGGGUCUUAGAUGUCUCCCUUAUGUUGGCAACAUGCAACCUUCCUUUUCGUGGAGACAGUUGGCAUAUCACUGAUAGAAAUAAAGGUAAUUUUCUAUCAUUGAUUGAAUUGCUGUCAAAAUAUGACACUAUCCUAGAAGAUCUAAUUACAAGGCCAAGUGGUACUGUUAAUUAUCUCAGUCCAACAAUUCAGAAUGAAAUUAUUUCUCUGAUGGCUAGUGAAGUGCUUAGUGGAAUUAAAGAAGAGCUUUUGAGUGCGCCUUUUUUCUCCAUAAUUUACGACACAACACAAGAUGUAAGUAAAGUAGAUCAGCUAAGCGAAGUUUUUCGCUAUGUAAAGAUUGACCAUGACCAACUCGGAAAACCUUGUGAGUUGAGAAUUUGUGAAACGUUUACAUCUUUCACAGCAGUUACUGACCAAACCGCUUCGGGGCUAGAAGACGUCAUCAUAAAAUCAAUUUCAGAAAAAGGCCUUGACAUAACAAAAUGCAGAGGACAAGGAUACGAUGGUGCAUCGGUCAUGAGUGGUGUGUAUAAUGGAGUACAAAAGAGAAUCCAAGAACUUGCACCCCAUGCCUAUUUCAUUCACUGUGCCAGCCAUAAUUUGAAUCUGGUUCUUAAAGAUGCCGUUGAAUGCAAUCGAGAAAUAGCACAAUUUUUUGAGACGGUGCAAAAUAUUUACAGUUUUUUUGGCCACAGCAUUGUUCGGUGGCAAGAACUAAAAGUCGUUUCUGGUUGUACAGAGAAUCCGAAGGCUCCUGUUCCUAAAGACAAGGUAACAUUAAAGACUUUAAACCCUACACGUUGGGCAGGGAGAUAUGAAGCUGUGUACGCUUUAAAGGAAAGGUUCGGUGAUGUAAUGAAAGCCUUAAAUAAAAUAAUUUUGACAAGCAAAAAGCCAAAGGAAAGGAAUGAAGCUGAGGGGCUCAAAAAAAGGUUAGAAUCUUUUAGUUUUGUUUUGCUCUUGACUGUCCAGUGCAAAAUAUUAGGGGAAAUAAACAUUGCCUCAAAAUCCUUGCAAACGGAAUCUAUUGAUUUAAUGACAGCGUACGAUCUCCUAGGCAAUGCUUUAUUGAAAGUAACCGAACUUCGUUGGUCCUUUGAAGAAGUCUGUAGUGAAGCAGAAGAAGUAUGUUCAAAAUGGGGGAUUACGAUUACCCAUGAAUUUAUUGGCCAACGUGCAAGAAAGGUAAAAAAGCACUUUGAUGAACUUUGUGAAGACCAAAGACUGACAGAUCCUAAAAGCAAUUUCAGAGUGACAAUAUUCUUCCCAAUGGUUGAUACUAUAGUGUCACAAAUUGACAACCGUUUUAAAGGCAUGAAGCAAGUGAUUGAUGCCUAUAAAAUUGUUCACCCUUCUUUCCUGGCCUCAUGUUCAGAUGAAGAACUGCGUUGUGAAGCUGAUAAUUUUGUAAGCAGAUUUUCAGAUGAUGUAACGCCAUUGUUCAAAGCUCAGAUUUUAUCAGUAAGGAAUGCUUUUCAAUCCAAAUUAAAGGAUUUCAAAGAAGUAAAAGAAGUUGCAAAAUCUCCUACUCAUUGA
Homalodisca vitripennis (glassy-winged sharpshooter) is the source of this 2783-nucleotide messenger RNA. Its product is annotated as zinc finger MYM-type protein 1-like. NCBI's taxonomy places the organism in Eukaryota, Metazoa, Arthropoda, Insecta, Hemiptera, Cicadellidae. The record is from RefSeq and is a predicted model, not a curated record. The transcript has 3 exons. The coding region runs from base 408 to 2783 and encodes 791 amino acids.